Monascus purpureus is the source of this 3194-nucleotide messenger RNA. Lineage: Eukaryota; Fungi; Ascomycota; Eurotiomycetes; Eurotiales; Aspergillaceae. The record is from the annotation of a GenBank genome assembly.
CGGCGAAACUGUAUAAGAGACAAGACCACUCAAAAAAGUCAGGCCUUGUUGCAGUUAUGUCUUUGAAUGAAUCACAGAAGGAGUCUGUGCAUCCUGCUCUUUAGGCGAGCCUGUUUGAGUCAUUUCAAAUCCUUUCCAUUUCCAUUCAUCCGGUGCUGCCCUUCUCCCCACCUUUACUGUAUUCCCCGCGGGUCCUGUCCCACAGCGUGAGAAAUGGCAGCCAUGAGGGCAAGACAAAAAAUCAGAGCUCCGCGGAGGAAACCCAAGGCUCUCAGACAAGACACUCUGCUGAUCUAACGGUUGUUUAUUUCGCUAACUUAAAGUUUGAACCAAAUAGGGCCGGGUUGCUGGAAAAAACGAGAAUUUGGAGACUAUCUGGCCAGUGCUGUCGUCAUCCUUGAAGGAGAUUCAUACGAAGAAUGCAUCGACACUUUCUUUCGAGGAGCUGUAUCGGAAUGCCUACCGAAUCGUUCUGCUUUCUCAGGGGGAUGAGUUGUACAACAGGGUCAAAGACCUUGAAAAGGAAUGGCUAGCAAACGAAGUCCAAAAGCGCGUUGCAGCCGCGGUUACACCUACUUUAUUGCUGGCGAAGGAUCCUACAGACACCCAGGAUCAAUCCAGUGAGCGGAGGGCCGCAGGGGAGAAGUUCUUGCGUGUACUCAAAGAAUCUUGGGAAGAUCAUCAGUUAUGUAUGGGCAUGAUCACCGAUGUCCUCAUGUACAUGGAUCGAGUUGUCGCUACAGAUCUUCGGAAACCUUCAAUAUACGUGGUAUCAAUGGCAUUGUUCCGGGAUUACGUGUUGCGGGCUCGUGUACGUUCUGACGUGAAAACAACAGUCGCCGAUGUGCUAGAGUCGACAGUACUUUUCAUGAUUCAGUUAGAGAGAUCGGGACACGUCAUUGAGCGGCCGUUGAUACGGCAUUGUAUUUAUAUGCUUGAAGGCCUCUAUGACUCUGACACAGAAGAGGAGUCGUCAAAGCUUUACUUGACCAUGUUUGAACCGGCAUUCCUAGAGACAAGCAGGAUAUUUUACCUGGCAGAAGGAAAGCGGCUUCUGGAGACUGCAGAUGCUGCUACUUUUUGUCGGAUUGUCUUGAACCGCAUAUCAGAAGAGGCAGAACGGUGUCACUCCACCCUAUCGUCCCUCACUGAGCCAAAGAUCAAGGAGGUGUUAGAUGAGGAGCUCAUCGGGAGGAAUAUAGCUGACGUCGUUGAUCUCGAAGGUAGCGGUGUUAAACACAUGCUCGACCACGACAAAAUUGACGUCCUGAGAAAUGUCUACGAGCUCAACUCGAGAGUCGAUAAGACAAAAGCGGUUCUUACUGCCACCGUACAGAAGAGAAUAUAUGAUAUUGGCCAAGAGAUUAAUGCUGCUUCAAUAGCGUUCUCACAAGCUACCCCUGGGGCGCCUAAAACGACGGAGAAGCAGGUCAAUGGUGAGAAGAAGUCUUCAGAAAAGGAGAAACCCGUGAAUCAACAGACGGCGGCUGCCAUCAAAUGGGUCGAUGAAAUUCUAGCACUCAAAAGGAAGUUCGACGACGUCUGGAAGAGAGCCUUUAUGUCCGAUCAAGGCAUGCAGACUUCGAUUACCAAUAGCUUUUCCAGCUUUAUCAAUUCGAAUGCGAGGUGUUCGGAAUACCUCUCUCUGUUUUUCGACGAGAACUUAAAGAAAGGCAUUAAGGGUAAGACGGACAGCGAAGUCGAUGCCCUUCUUGACAAUGGUAUUACGCUUUUACGAUAUGUCAAAGACAAGGAUCUUUUUGAAACAUACUACAAAAAACACCUCUCCCGGCGUCUCCUAAUGAAGCGAUCUGCCAGUAUGGAUGCGGAAAGACAGAUCAUAUCCAAGAUGAAACUAGAGGUUGGGAACCAGUUCACGCAGCGGUUAGAGGCCAUGUUUAAAGAUAUGGCAAUAUCCGAUGACCUGACUUCGGGCUAUAAAGAACACAUUGCACGCUCCAGUGAUCCGGAUCAGAAACGGGUUGAACUGGAAAUCAACGUCCUCACGAGCACGAUGUGGCCGAUGGAGAUUAUGUCGAGCUCCAAAGAUACUGUGCAGCUUCCCUGCAUUUUCCCCAAAGAGGUCGAGAGUGUCAAGCAAAGCUUUGAGCAGUAUUACCUCAGCAAACACAACGGACGAAAACUGUCGUGGCAACCCAGUAUGGGCACUGCCGAUGUCCGAGCAACAUUCCAGCGACCGAAUGGCAAGGUUGCACGGCAUGAACUCAAUGUUUCCACCUAUGCUAUGCUAAUAUUGGUCCUGUUCAAUGGCGUUCCUGACGGCGAGUCCCUGACUUUCGAAGAGAUCCAGGCUCGGACACGUAUCCCAGACCAUGACUUGAUACGAAAUCUGCAGUCACUCGCAGUCGCUCCUAAGACGCGGGUGCUGAAGAAGGAACCGAUGAGCAAGGAUGUGAAGCCGACCGACCGGUUCUUCUUUAAUAAGGACUUCCAGAGCAUGUUCACCAAGGUUCGUAUCGGAGUUGUCAGCGGCGGUGCCAACAAAGUGGAGAACACGGACCAGCGGAAAGAGACUGAAAAACGAAUGAACGAGGAGCGUGGGGGAAGUAUCGAGGCGGCUAUUGUGCGGAUUAUGAAACAGCGCAAACGAUUGGUCCACUCACAGCUCAUGACGGAGGUUCUCUCCCAGCUAUCCUCUCGGUUUGUGCCGGAUGUCAACAUGGUCAAGAAGCGCAUCGAGAGCCUGAUCGAUCGUGAAUACCUCGAGCGAGUAUCCGAAGAACCACCUACAUACGGAUAUAUAGCAUGAGAUACCAUUUUCCGUCCAGCAUUAUAUUCGUUUUGUUUUUGUCUCUCGGCCUUCUCCUUUCAGGAUUGAUCGGUUGGUUGACUGCGUUGUUUUCAUCGUCUCGGUCAAAUGCUUCUGCUUCUGCUUCAUCAUUCGGCGGGGCGUUGGGGUCAGGUCAGCGUGGGUUAUGAUAGAGUACCACUAUGUUUUCUGUAGUUCAGGAACUUACUAUUUAUUGCAUUUGUGCAGUGGAGUUGUAUGAGAAAUGAGCACUCUGGCUUUUUCAGACUUGGGCAUCUCUAUUAGUUGAUCGGCGACUGGCAAUGCAGAGCAUGCAGAGUACAUAUUGAAGCAUUCAAACACAAUUCGGUUCUCUAUUCUUCAGAUCAUGUCUCAUUUGCUAUUGAUUUGAAAAUAUUUAGGAAUACAUACCAAUCGUCCAAAA